UUGUUUGAGAUGGGGCCUCACUUUGUUCUCCCAGGAUGGAGCGCUGUGGCACGGUCAUAGCACACUGCAGCCCCCAACUCCUGGGCUCAAGCAAUCCUCCUGUCUCCAAAGUGCUGGGAUUACAGGUGUGAACUACCACACCCAACCCAGAAGCAGUUCUUAAAACAACAAGAUUCACGAGAGAGCAGGACGUCCGGCUUCCAGCUCGGAACUUUAGUACUGUCAGCAACCAAAGAGAGAAUUAAAUAUGGGUGAUAUUGAGAAAGGCAAGAAGAUUUUUGUUCAGAACUGUGCCCAGUGCCAUACUGUGGAAAAGGGAGGCAAGCACAAGACUGGGCCAAAUCUCCACGGUCUCUUUGGGAGGAAGACAGGUCAGGCUGCUGGCUUCUCUUACACAGAUGCCCAUAAGAACAAAGGCAUAACCUGGGGAGAGGAUACACUGAUGGAGUAUUUGGAGAAUCCCAAGAAGUACAUCCCUGGAACAAAAAUGAUCUUCGCUGGCAUUAAGAAGAAGGGAGAAAGGGCAGACUUGAUAGCUAAUCUCAAAAAAGCUACAAAUGAGUAAUAGAUGGCCAUUGCCUUAUUUAUUACAAAAGAGAAAUAUCUCACGGCUUUUUUUCUGUGUACCGUAAUUUGAUUGGUCUCAUUUACCAGAAUUCAGAUCAUGAAUGAGCGACAGAAUAUUUUUGUUGGACAGUCCCGGUUUAACUAAGACUGGCUUGUGGUUAAAUGAAUAUGGUCGGUUUUUUGGAUUUGGA
Nycticebus coucang (slow loris) is the source of this 758-nucleotide messenger RNA. Its product is annotated as cytochrome c, somatic-like. Bases 248 to 565 code for a protein of 105 amino acids. The record is from RefSeq and is a predicted model, not a curated record. The transcript has a single exon. NCBI's taxonomy places the organism in Eukaryota, Metazoa, Chordata, Mammalia, Primates, Lorisidae. Gene Ontology annotation, molecular function: electron transfer activity; heme binding. Gene Ontology annotation, biological process: mitochondrial electron transport, cytochrome c to oxygen; mitochondrial electron transport, ubiquinol to cytochrome c. Gene Ontology annotation, cellular component: mitochondrial intermembrane space.